AUGGUGGGCCUCGAUGAUGUCUUGCUUGAAGCCAUGGAUAAGCUGAUGGGACAACACUCGGCUCGCCAGAUCCUUCCCAUUGUUGGCAUGGGUGGCAUUGGUAAGACCAUUCUCGCUAGAAAUUUGUAUUCAAAUCCAACUGUCGUGGAACAUUUUUAUCUUCGCGGUUGGGCUACGAUUUCCCAACAAUACGAUUCGAAAGAAAUUCUCCUACAAGUCCUUGUUUGUCUUAAAGUCAUAGAAAGUAUGGAAAUGUUGAGCAAAAAGAAGGAAUAUGAAAUAGGAGAAAUAUUAUACAAAACAUUAUGCGGUCAAAAGUAUUUGAUCGUGAUGGACGACGUGUGGAGCGUCCGUGCAUGGGACAAGGUCAAGUUUUUCUUUCCCGAUAACAAUAACGGGAGUAGGAUAGUUAUAACUACUCGGCUGUCCGACUUGGCUUUCGAGCUGAGCGGCUCUCGUGGCCUCGAGAUGGGAUUUCUAAAUGAGGAUAACAGCUGGAACUUGUUCUGGAAAAGUGUCUUUGGAGAAAAAGACUGCCCUCCGGAAUUGGAAGAAAUAGGAAAGAAGAUUUCGAAAAAUUGCAAAGGCCUUCCUCUGUCGAUCGUGGUGACCGGAGGACUACUCGCAAUGUCCGUCCAAACGCUCACACACUGGCAAUACAUUGCGGAGAAUCUAAAUUCGGUAGUGAAUUUAAACGACAACGAGCGUUGCUUGAGAAUACUAAGUUUGAGCUAUAACCACUUGCCGGUCCAUCUAAAGCCGUGUUUUAUUUACAUGGGAAUAUUCCCCGAGGACCAACUGGUGAAGGCCUCCACGCUCGUCAAUCUAUGGAUAGCCGAAGGGUUUUUGAAACCGAUCGGAGAUAAAACCCUAGAGGCCGCCGCCGAGGAGUACUUAAAAGAUCUCGUCCAGCGAAAUCUUAUCUUAGUUCAAGAGCUUGGGCACCAUGGAGACAUAAAGCGUUUCGGAAUCCACGAUCUCUUGAGAGACCUAUGCAUGAAAGAAGCCGAAAAGGAUAGAUUCUUUUGUGUAGCAGCAACAGAUAGACCCAACACCGAACAAGAGGGGAGUAGCAAACACGUUCCCCGGGCAGUUGGUAACGCCAUUCGAUCCGCAACGCUUGCUCGUUCGUUGAUUUGCAGUGCCGACAAAUUUGCACCGGCACGACGUCGUCCUUGGCGAUUGUUGAAGGUGUUCCACCGCAUCGAAGUUGUCAUUCCAGAAUACAUGUAUUCCCUAAAAGACGUCUUCCGGCCGGUCAACUCGCGGCACAUUGACUUGGAUUUGAUCAAGAAAGACGCGGAGGAGAUCGUGAAGCAGUUAGGAUGCCAGCUGGAGAGAAAUUAUUCAAUGCCAGCUGGCGGGCCGAGACCCCACCCUUCAGGGCUCAACGGCUCCAUGGUGGGCCUCGAUGAUGUCUUGCUUGAAGCCAUGGAUAAGCUGAUGGGACAGCACUCGGCUCGCCAGAUCCUACCCAUUGUCGGCAUGGGCGGCAUAGGUAAGACCAUUCUUGCAAGAAAUUUAUAUUCAAAUCCAACUGUCGAGGAAUAUUUUUACCUUCGCGGUUGGGCUACGGUUUCCCAACAAUACGAGUCGAAAGAAAUUCUCCUGGAAGUCCUUGUUUGUCUUAAAGUCAUAGGGAGUAGGGAAGUGUUGAGCAAAAAGAAGGAAUACGAAAUAGGAGAAAUAUUAUACAAAACAUUAUGUGGUCAAAAGUAUUUGAUCGUGAUGGACGACGUGUGGAGCGUCCGUGCGUGGGACAAGGUCAAGUUUUUCUUUCCCGAUAACAAUAACGGGAGUAGGAUAGUUAUAACUACUCGGCUGUCUGACUUGGCUUUCGAGCUGAGCGGCUCUCGUGGCCUCGGGAUGGGAUUUCUAAACGAGGACAAUAGUUGGAACUUGUUCCGGAAAAGCGUCUUUGGAGAGAAAGACUGCCCUCCGGAAUUGGAAGAAAUUGGGAAGAAGAUUUCGAAAAACUGCAAAGGUCUUCCUCUGUCGAUAGUGGUGACCGGAGGACUACUCGCCAUGUCCGUCCAAACGCGCAAACACUGGCAAUACAUUGCGGAAAAUCUAAAUUCGGUAGUGAAUUUAAACGACAACGAGCGUUGCUUGAGAAUACUACGUUUGAGUUACAACCACUUGCCGGUUCAUCUAAAGCCGUGUUUUAUUUACAUGGGAAUAUUCCCCGAGGACCAACUGGUGAAGGCCUCCACGCUCGUCAAUCUAUGGGUAGCCGAAGGGUUUUUGAAACCGAUCGGAGAUAAAACCCUAGAGGCCGCCGCCGAGGAGUACUUAAAAGAUCUCGUCCAGCGAAAUCUUAUCUUAGUUCAAGAGUUUGGGCACCAUGGAGACAUAAAGCGUUUCGGAAUCCACGAUCUCUUGAGAGACCUAUGCAUGAAAGAAGCCGAAAAGGAUAGAUUCUUUUGUGUAGCAGCAACAGAUAGACCCAACACCGAGCAAAUCUGGCACACCCAACGGCGCAUAGGAAUUCAGAGACGAGAAGGGAGCAGCGAACACGUUCCCCGCGCAGUUGGUAACGCCGUUCGAUCCGCAAUGCUUGCUCGUUCGUUGAUUUGCAGUGCGGACAAAUUACGGCGGCAUCCUUGCCGAUUGUUGAAGGUGUUCCACCGCAUCGAAGUUUUCAUUGCGGAAUACGGGUAUUCCCUGAAAGACAUCUUUCGGCCG
Messenger RNA from Striga asiatica, 2685 nucleotides. The record is from the annotation of a GenBank genome assembly. Lineage: Eukaryota; Viridiplantae; Streptophyta; Magnoliopsida; Lamiales; Orobanchaceae.